AUGUCCUCGCCGCCCAACAACGGUGCGUCGACCAGCGACGACGCUUCUAAAGCUGUCAACAAAGCCAUUGCCAACAUUGACCUCGACGGACAUAACCUUCCUCCCUCUCCCGCACCGUCAAGCCCGGCCAAUGGCCGCCGCCGCUAUGCCCUGGCCACUGAGCUCGUCUACACCGACUCAAAGGACCAGUAUGGCGCUUCCAGCAUCCCUAUCUAUCAGUCGGCUACAUUCAAGCAGACGUCCUCUCAGGGCGGCAACGAGUACGACUACACACGGUCGGGCAACCCCACCCGCACACACCUCGAGCGGCACAUGGCCAAGAUCAUGAACGCCAACCGCGCUCUCGCCGUCGGCUCCGGCAUGGGUGCUCUAGAUGUCAUCACCAGAUUGCUGCGCCCUGGGGAUGAGGUCAUUACCGGCGAUGAUCUCUAUGGCGGCACCAACCGUCUCCUCACAUACCUGUCGUCCAACCAGGGUAUAGUGGUGCACCACGUCGACACCACAGAGGUGAACAAGGUCCUCGACGUCAUCUCGAGCAAGACCGCCAUGGUGCUCCUCGAAACCCCAACCAACCCUCUCAUCAAAAUUGUCGACAUGCCAGGCAUUGCCAAGGCUGUCCACGAAGCCAACCCUUCCGCCCUCGUCAUUGUGGACAACACUAUGCUCUCUCCAAUGCUCUGCAACCCCUUGGAGCUUGGCGCCGAUAUUGUCUACGAGUCUGGCACAAAGUACCUCUCUGGUCACCACGAUAUCAUGGCUGGUAUCAUCGCCUGCAACGAUCCUGCACUUGGUGACAAGAUGUAUUUCACAAUCAACUCCACCGGCUGCGGCUUGUCACCAAACGACUCAUUCUUGCUCAUGCGUGGUGUCAAGACGCUGGCUAUCCGCAUGGAAAAGCAGCAAGCGAAUGCCCAGCAGAUCGCCGAGUUCCUCGAGAAUCACGGGUUCCGCGUGCGAUACCCCGGCCUGAAGUCUCAUCCUCAAUAUGACCUGCACUGGUCCAUGGCACGUGGUGCCGGUGCUGUCCUGUCCUUUGAGACUGGUGAUAUUAAACUUUCUGAGAGGAUUGUGGAGGCUGCCAAGCUCUACGGUAUCUCUGUGAGCUUUGGCUGUGUCAACAGCUUGAUCAGCAUGCCCUGCAGGAUGAGCCAUGCUAGCAUUGACGCCAAGACGAGAGCAGAGCGGCAGCUGCCCGAAGAUAUCAUCAGACUUUGCAUUGGCAUUGAAGACGUAAACGACUUGAUUGAAGAUCUAUCCCGCUCGCUCGUUCAAGCCGGUGCUGUUACCAUAACCCUUGAUGGUUUCCAUGCCACAGGAACCGCUCAGGAGCUUGGCAACACCCCUCUCACCAUGGGAAGCUCCGCGACAACGACGCAAUCAUAA
Microdochium trichocladiopsis is the source of this 1383-nucleotide messenger RNA. Its product is annotated as Cys/Met metabolism PLP-dependent enzyme-domain-containing protein. NCBI's taxonomy places the organism in Eukaryota, Fungi, Ascomycota, Sordariomycetes, Xylariales, Microdochiaceae. Gene Ontology annotation, cellular component: cytoplasm. The record is from RefSeq and is a predicted model, not a curated record. Gene Ontology annotation, biological process: 'de novo' L-methionine biosynthetic process; transsulfuration. The transcript is spliced from 2 exons. Gene Ontology annotation, molecular function: pyridoxal phosphate binding. The coding region runs from base 1 to 1383 and encodes 460 amino acids.